AUGUGUACUGUCGUAUUGAGAUUAACAUUACUACUCAUAAAUGCUUUAGUUGGACUAUCAGCGUUAAUAGUUUCAUCGUUUGGUGCAAUUUUAACAUGGGGCAAAGAAACUAUAACAAGAGAAUUAGAUGAGGUAAUUGGUCCAAUGAUUAAGAAAAUGUAUGAUGAUGAAGUAGCACAAGAUUUCACAGAUGUAGCAUCUGCUAUCUUACAAUUAACAAGUCCAUUCGGUUUGAUUUUAUUUAUACUAGGAUUAGUAGCCUUGGCUAUUUGUUUAUUUGGUUUCUGUGGAGCAAGUUGUAAGAGUAUUCUUUGCCUCAGAGUGUACAUUGGAUUACUUUUAGUAUUGAUCGUUAUUGAGAUUACUGCGAUGAGUUUUUACUAUACCAAUCGAGAAACAGUAUUUAAGUUAGCUAGAAAUAUUGCUUAUAAGUCAUUGCAAAAUUAUCGUUCCGUUGGUUCUAAUAAUACGGAUAGUAUACUAUAUUCAGUUAUUAUGCCAACUCUAAAUUGUUGUGGACUAUUGAAUGGAUCAGAUUUUGAUAAUUCACCUAAUUUUCAAAGACAAGUACUUUUUAAUCAACAAAAUUUCGAUUUGAAAUAUCCUAUUCCAUGUUGUAAAAUGGAUGCCAAAUUUGUUGUACUUGAUCCAACAUGUCCAGGAGAAUUUAAUAGUAAGAAUUCAAAUAUUCAUGAAGGUUGUUGGACAAAACUACGAAAGAUAAUUAGUUUCUAUGGUGGUUUAAUUAUGAUUUGUGGAUUGAUUGUCAUUUUAUUUCAACUUCUAUUGGUUAUCGGAACAACAGUGAUACUGACCACUGGAUAUCCUUAA
Messenger RNA from Schistosoma rodhaini, 831 nucleotides. Lineage: Eukaryota; Metazoa; Platyhelminthes; Trematoda; Strigeidida; Schistosomatidae. The record is from the annotation of a GenBank genome assembly.